GAAGAGGAGAGACAAAGGAGGAUCAAGAAAAGGAGAAGGAUCCACGAGGUCGAGCACUCCCUGAAUUCACAGCCCCCUCCACCCGUGGGAUCAUCGCCCCCCAUCCCGCAAGAAUUCCCAUUCCCAAACCUUGGCCAGAUGGAGGACGAGGCUGCGAGGAAGAGGAAGAUGCCCCGGGAGCCCCAGGCAGACAAGGAGCUGAGCACGGAGCCCAGGGAGGACAAAUCCCCGCGGCAGAACCUGGUGGAAGAGGCCGUUUUGAGCAGCUCCACGGCGCAGGAAUCCAACGGGGAGGAAAAGCCCCAGAGAUCCUGCAGGAGGAGGGGCUGCAAACACAGCCCAGGGUGCUCUGAGGAGGAAAGACCCACCCUGUGCCGGGAAGGCGGCUGGAGAUCCAGCCAGAGGUCAGAGCUGGUGGUUCAUGAGCAGCUUCACGAUGGGGAGAAGCCCCACAAGUGUGGGGAAUGUGGGAAGAGCUUCAGCCGGAGCUCCCACCUGAUUGACCACCAGAUGAUCCACACUGGGGAGAGACCCUAUGAGUGUGGGGAAUGUGGGAAGAGCUUCAGGCGGAGCUCCAGCCUGAUCCGCCACCAGCGCAUCCACACAGGAGAGAGGCUCUACGAGUGUUCCGAGUGUGGGAAGAGGUUUCAGACCAGUUCCAGUCUCCUCCUGCACCAGCGGAUUCACACGGAGGAGAGGCCCUUCCGCUGCCCCGACUGCAGGAAAGGAUUCAAGCAAAAGUCCCACCUCCUUACCCACCGGCGCAUCCACACUGGGGAGAGGCCCUACGAGUGUCCCGAGUGUGGGAAGAGCUUCUCCAGGAGCUCUCACUUGACCCAACACCAAUGGAGGCACCGGUAAGGGAAGCCCUGAGAGUGCCCUGAUUGCGGGAAGAGCUUUGUCCGCUGCUCCAACUUCAUCCCCCAUCAGAGGACCCACAUUGGGAAGAGCCCUGGUGCAGUGGUUUGGUCCAAAAUACUCAUUACUGUUUAUCUUCUGUGAGAUAAGA
Molecule: messenger RNA, 1009 nt
Organism: Corvus hawaiiensis (hawaiian crow)
Lineage: Eukaryota; Metazoa; Chordata; Aves; Passeriformes; Corvidae
Product: zinc finger protein 397-like
Exons: 5
Coding region: 139-861 (240 amino acids)
Biological process (GO): regulation of transcription by RNA polymerase II
Molecular function (GO): RNA polymerase II cis-regulatory region sequence-specific DNA binding; DNA-binding transcription factor activity
Source: RefSeq, a predicted model, not a curated record